AUGGCUGUGGGUUGUAUUGACUGUCACUGUCAUGUGACCGCUGAUGAAUUUCUGCAGGACACAAAGGAAAUUCUAGAGAGAUCAAGGAAGGAAGGAAUCCGCGCUCUUGUUUCUGUUACAGAACACUGCCGAGAGUUUGAAAGGCUCAUUCAACUUUCAGAAAGCUAUCCAGAUUUUUUGAUGCCAUGUUUUGGGGUUCACCCUAUUCAGAAUAAUGGAGAUGGCCCGCGCAGUGUUACAAUGAAGGAUUUGGAGCCCGCUCUUAUAUGGUUUGAAAAGUGCCAAAAAGAUCUAGUUGCUAUUGGAGAGAUCGGCUUAGACUUCACUCCUUGGCUUACUCCAACUGCUAGAGAGAAGGAAGAGCAGAUAAAAGUUUUAAAGCUACAGCUGGAUUUUGCAAAAAGAUUGGAUCUGCCUGUAAAUGUCCAUUCUCGCUCAACUGGAAGACAAACAAUAGCAUUUCUGAAAGAGCAAGGUGUUGAAAAAGCUUUGCUACACAAUUUUGCUGGCCGCCCUUCAGCUGCCUUGGAGGGUGUGAAGGCCGGGUACUUCUUCUCCUUUCCCCCCGCAGUUACCAAAAAUAAUCAGAGAGAGAAGCUAAUAAGACAGAUUCCACUGGAGAAUAUCUGCUUAGAGACAGAUUCCCCGGCACUCGGACCAAACAGGGAGGAAAGAAAUGUCCCAUGGAAUAUCCACAUCCCCUGUGAAUAUAUUGCUCAAGUGAAAGGUCUUUCUCCGGAGGCAGUUUGCGAAGCAACAGCUCAUAAUGCCCUGCGACUCUUCCAUAAAAUGAAAUACAAGUUGAAUAAGUAA
Messenger RNA from Staurois parvus, 813 nucleotides. The record is from the annotation of a GenBank genome assembly. NCBI's taxonomy places the organism in Eukaryota, Metazoa, Chordata, Amphibia, Anura, Ranidae.